This is a messenger RNA of Acipenser ruthenus (sterlet), 4616 nucleotides long. Its product is annotated as zinc finger protein 252-like. The record is from RefSeq and is a predicted model, not a curated record. Bases 146 to 3742 code for a protein of 1198 amino acids. Lineage: Eukaryota; Metazoa; Chordata; Actinopteri; Acipenseriformes; Acipenseridae. The transcript is spliced from 7 exons.
CUAGAGCAGCAAUAUUCUUUUUUGUAACGAGGUGACCAGAACUGAAAUAAAGGCACGACUCCUACAGAUCAAAUGGGGGCUCAAAAGACAGAGAAAGAGCGCCCCCUGCAGUCUGUAGCAGAUUUAAAGCAAGGAGACCGACUCCAUGCGCACGCCGCUGCGGAAUGCAAACGUGUCAUGUGACCGCGGGUCAGGUGAUAAGAAGGGAUGCAGUGACGUAAUAAACAGGGACGUGCGGUUUUUAAAGACACGUGGUCUUUUUUUUUUUUUUUUUCAAAGAGAACAACAUCAUCAUCAAAAGCCAGAAGUAGAAAAAGAAAAAUACUUACAUGCACCAGGUGACGUUAAAAAACUCGACGCUGCCUCCUUUCAAAGCCUCUUCCCAGCCAGAGACGCCAACUUCAACUCGACAACUUUCAUCCUUCAUUCUUCAAACCGGACUCUACAGCAGCUGCUAAACAGGAUCCUGUGUGCUGCCAUGGACAGUGUGAAGAUGGAGUCUGUCCAGAUUAAAGAGGAGUUCCCUGACCAUGAACCUGUCCCCAUUAGAGUGGAGUUCUCUGGGCUGGCUUCUCUCCCCAUUAAACAGGAAUUCUGUGAGUUGCAAUGUGACAGCAGUCAGCCAGAGGUCUCUGAGAUUAAAGCAGAGCACAAUGAAUUGGAGAUCCCCCAGACAGAAGAACCCCUUCCUGUGAAACAAGAAGAGGUGCUGGAAACUGUCCUUAUUAAACGGGAGCCCCCUGAAGUAGAGUUUGAGCACAUGGAACCUGGGAAGGAAGAAUCGGAGGACUUCAAACCAAACAUCCCUGAGCUGGAGCCUGUACGCCUGCGGGAGUGUAGCGUGGUGCUGGAGAGAAUCUGCGUGAGAGAGCAAGGCGCUGGAGAGGAAGGCUCUCCCAACAGCACGCAAGGAGGUGGAAAGGAAGACGGGCGCUCCCAUUCAGAAUGCAGUCUAGCAGGUUUCAGUCCAGCAGCUAAAGCGAGGGCGGGCGCUGGAGAAUAUCCUGACUGUGGGAAAGGCUUCACCCAGUUAAGAACUUUUAAAGCACACCAGAGAAUUCACACAGGAGAGAAACCGUAUCGCUGCUCUGACUGUGGGAAGAGGUUCAGUCAGUCAGGAGACCUGAAAAUACACCAGCGAACUCACACAGGAGAGAAACCGUAUCGCUGCUCUGACUGUGGGAAGAGUUUUAGUCACUCAGGAACCUUGAAAGCACACCAGAGAAUUCACACAGGAGAGAAACCGUAUCGCUGCUCUGACUGUGGGAAGAGGUUCAGUCAGUCAGGAGACCUGAAAACACACCAGCGAACUCAUACAGGAGAGAAACCGUAUCGCUGCUCUGACUGUGGGAAGAGGUUCAGUCAGUUAGGACACCUUGUUUUACACCAGCGAAUUCACACAGGAGAGAAACCGUAUCGCUGCUCUGACUGUGGGAAGAGGUUCAGUCGGUCAGGACAACUUGUUUCACACCAGCGAACUCACACAGGAGAGAAACCGUAUCGCUGCUCUGACUGUGGGAAGAGGUUCAGUCAGUCAAUACACCAUGUUUUACACCAGCGAACUCACACAGGAGAGAAACCGUAUCGCUGCUCUGACUGUGGGAAGAGUUUCCGAAUUUUAGGAAACCUGAAUACACACCAGCGAACUCACACAGGAGAGAAACCGUAUCGCUGCUCUGACUGUGGGAAGAGUUUCAGUAAUUUAGGAAGCCUGAAGAGACACCAGCGAAUUCAUACAGGAGAGAAACCAUAUCGCUGCUCUGACUGUGGGAAGAGUUUCAGUCACUCUGUAUCCCUGAAAACACACCAGCGAAUUCACACAGGAGAGAAACCAUAUCGCUGCUCUGAGUGUGGGAAGAGGUUCAAUCAGUCAGGACAUCUUGUUUUACACCAGCGAACUCACACAGGAGAGAAACCGUAUCGCUGCUCUGACUGUGGGAAGAGGUUCAGUCGGUCAGGACAACUUAUUUUACACCAACGAACUCACACAGGAGAGAAACCGUAUCGCUGCUCUGACUGUGGGAAGAGUUUCAGUCACUCGGGAGACAUGAAAAAACACCAGCGAACUCACACAGGAGAGAAACCAUAUCAGUGCUCUGACUGUGGGAAGAGGUUCAGUCGGUCAGGACACCUUGUUUCACACCAGCGAACUCACACAGGAGAGAAACCGUAUUGCUGCUCUGACUGUGGGAAGAGUUUCAGUCGGUCAGACAGCCUUGUUUCACACCAGCAAACUCACAAGAAAUCGACACAGCAUCUGAAACCGCACAAGAGAAACAGCGAGCCGGGCAGAGCGCUGUGCGUUUAUUUACUGAAACGAGAUUGCAGACCAGGCGGGGACGAUAAAACAAAUAAAACAAAUCAGCUGCUAAACAGAAUCCCGUGUGCUGCCAUGGACAGUGUGAAGAUGGAGUCUGUCCAGAUUAAAGAGGAGUUCCCUGAACUUGAACUUGUCCCCAUUAGAGCGGAGUUCUCUGUGCUGGCUUCCCUCCCCAUUAAACAGGAGCUCUGUGAGAGGCAAUGUGACUGCUGUCUGAUGGAGGUCUCUGAGAUUAAAGCUGAGCAGAAUGAAUUGGGGAUCCCCCAGACAGAAGAACCCCUUCCUGUUAAACAAGAAGAGGUGCUGGAAACUGUCCGUAUUAAACAGGAGCCCCCUGAAGUAGAGUUUGAGCACAUGGAACCAGUGAAGGAAGAAUCGGAGGACUUCAAACCAAACAUCCCUGAGCUGGAGCCUGUACGCCUGCGGGAGUGUAGCGUGGUGCUGGAGAGAAUCUGCGUGAGAGAGCAAGGCGCUGGAGAGGAAGGCUCUCCCAACAGCACGCAAGGAGGUGGAAAGGAAGACGGGCGCUCCCAUUCAGAAUGCAGUCUAGCAGGUUUCAGUCCAGCAGCUAAAGCGAGGGCGGGUGAUGGAGAAUAUGCUGACUGUGGGAAAGGUUUCACCCAGUUAAGAACUUUUAAAACACACCAGAGAACUCGCACAGGAAAGAAACCGUAUCGCUGCUCUGACUGUGGGAAGAGGUUCAAUCAGUCAGGACACCUUGAAACACACCAGCGAACUCACACAGGAGAGAAACCGUAUCGCUGCUCUGACUGUGGGAAGAGGUUCAGUCAGUCAGGUAACCUUGAAACACACCAGCGAACUCACACAGGAGAGAAACCGUAUCGCUGCUCUGACUGUGGGAAGAGUUUCAGUAGGGUAGACCACCUUCUUUUACACCAGCGAACUCACACAGGAGAGAAACCGCAUCGCUGCUCUCACUGUGGGAAGAGUUUCAGUAGGGUAGGCUACCUUGUUUCACACCAGCGAACUCACACAGGAAAGAAACCGUAUCGCUGCUCUGACUGUGGGAAGAGUUUCAGUCGGUCAGACAGCCUUGUUUCACACCAGCGAACUCACACAGGAGAGAAACCGUAUCGCUGCUCUGACUGUGGGAAGAGUUUCACUCAGUUAGGACACCUUAUUUCACACCAGCGAACUCACACAGGAGAGAAACCGUAUCGCUGCUCUGACUGUGGGAAGAGGUUCAGUCAGUCCUGCAGCCUUGUUUCACACCAGCGAACUCACACAGGAGAGAAACCGUAUCGCUGCUCUGACUGUGGGAAGAGUUUCAGUAGGGUAGACCACCUUGUUUCACACCAGCAAACUCACACAGGAAAGAAACUGUAUCGCUGCUCUGACUGUGGGAAGAGUUUCUGUUUUAAACAAGGCCUUCAAAAACACCAGCGGACUUUUCACUCAUGAGGGAAAAAAACCGUUAACCUUGCAUUAUGAAUUCCUGUGCAAUUACUGUUCUGUGCAUCACUCUUAAGAGCAUGCAUUUUAAAUGGUAAAAAUGCGCUUCAGCUCUCUUGCACUGUGAUUGUGUCAGAAAGUGGGCGUUGACGCGGACACGAGAAAGGCUUCUUUGCUGUCAGUUUAACUCGGGCUGUUAAUGCAGUCAGUGCCUGGGAGUGGGAAUAUGCAGAAAGGAAACUAUUCUGCACCUCAUCUGAUGGACGAGUCAGGAGAAAUUGAUAACUCAGUGUGGGGAAUGAGUUUCAGGGUUUAGCAUUUCAACUGCAUAGACUUGAAAAUAAAUGAAUUGAUGAGAACGAUAUGUAGCAUCCCAGAGACAAGACUGCACCGCCCUUACUGGACAACCGCCUGGAGGGUUUGUCUUGUAAAUUCAUCACGAUUCUAAAUCUAAUGAAAACUGAUAGUGUCCCCAUGACUGCAUUAUGACAGGGAUGGCUGAAUACUGCGUGGCGUGUCGCUUUGCAAUGUGCAUUGUCCAUGCUUGUGUUUGUGCUGCUCUUGUAACCUGCCCUGAGUAAUAGCAGUGUUGCAAGCACGUGUACGGAGCUUGGGUACAGAAAGGCAGACCGGUUUCAUCUCUGGCUCUUUCUUCCUCUUUUGUAGUAUUUUACACUCGGUGACAAAUUCCAAAUGAAAAUGUAGCUUAACUGUGACUAUUAAUGGAUUAAGCUUUCAUUACAGAGCACAAAGUAAUAUAAAAUGCCGUGUGGUAAUAGAAAUAAACGUGUGUGUGUCUCUCAGUGUGUGAGAGUAAGUGUGUGAGACUGUAAGUGUGUGUGUGUGUGUGUGUCUCUGUGUGUGAGACUGUAAGUGUGUGUGU